Molecule: messenger RNA, 1280 nt
Organism: Schistosoma guineensis
Lineage: Eukaryota; Metazoa; Platyhelminthes; Trematoda; Strigeidida; Schistosomatidae
Source: the annotation of a GenBank genome assembly
AUGACUUGUCUCUCGUUUGUAAAAUAUCUGGAAUCGAAGAAUACUGAAUCAGAUCAAAAUAAGUUGCUACAAAAAUUUAAAAAUUUACGCAAAGAACCACAAAAACAAGUAGACUAUUUAACAAAUGCAAUAAAUGAUAUCGAAGAAAAUCUUAUUCGAAAUAAAGAAAGUUAUAAAAUACAAAUGCAGAAAAUCGAUCAACUAUUUCGAGCUAAUGUGAACGAUCUUAAUGAACAGAUAAAUCAAUUGAAAAAUGACCUUGAAAUUCAGUCACUUCAUUUGAAACAAAUUGAAAAGUGGUUAAAAGCAACACGGGGAUGGAUUUUAAUUCGAAAAUAUUUGUAUAAACAGAAAUAUCGUAAAUGGAAAAUGGAAUUGUUACGAACUCAUUAUCAUAUUGAAGAUGCACAUGAAGCAUUCAAUAAAACUGUAUUCGGUAAUGAAGCUAAUCAUCCAAUAUGGAAAGUAUGUACAAAUUCAUUAGCAACAGUACAAUAUCCUACUUCUAAUAACUGGAUAAAUGAACAAUCUUGGCUUCAUUAUAGAAAACAAAUUAUUGAAUCACAAUUAAGUACAAAAACUAAAGAUGAAAUAAAAUGCAUCCAACAUAGAUUACGUAGUCGUAAAAUUACUCAACAAAUACUCAAUCAUUAUUCUAAUAGAGAAUCUCAUGAAAAUAAUGAAGAUUAUGUUGAUGAAAUUAAUGAAUCAAAGCAACAAGAUGAAUUAACAAAUUAUGCUUACAGUAUAAAUCAUCCAUUACAUAUACAUGAGCAACAAUUGAUGAAUACAUUUAAUCAAAUAAAAACUGUGCAAUAUUUAAAUCUAAUUGAAUUAAAUGAAAAAGAGAAUGAUUUACAUUCAUUACUAACACACAUUAGGAAUCUGAAAUUUGAUCUUGAUAAUGAAUACACAAAAUAUACACAAAUGAGUUUCAAUGAAAUCGACAAGAAGAAACAACAGUUGAUCAACUUUUCAAAAGUACUAGAUGAAUUAGAAGAAGAAGAGGCUGUUGAAUUCAACAAUUUAAUUAGUAAAGCAAGAAAAACAAAUGAAACAAGGAUUGUACUUAAAAAGGAGUUGAAAUAUUUAAGAAUUAGUCAAAAUAUCAAUGCUAUGCAUCGUUUUGCUUAUUUUGAUUAUAGGUAUAAUUUACCUUUAUGCAAAUUAUAAAAGAAAGUUAUAUUUGUUCUAUAUAAUUGUGGUAUUUGUACUAACUGAUGAUUCAUUUGUACUUGAUUACGCGCUGAUUACAAAUUACAAAUAAUAAUACAUUCAUU